This is a messenger RNA of Seriola dumerili (greater amberjack), 3198 nucleotides long. Its product is annotated as glutamate decarboxylase 1-like. Gene Ontology annotation, molecular function: pyridoxal phosphate binding; glutamate decarboxylase activity. Lineage: Eukaryota; Metazoa; Chordata; Actinopteri; Carangiformes; Carangidae. The record is from RefSeq and is a predicted model, not a curated record. The coding region runs from base 1103 to 2854 and encodes 583 amino acids. Gene Ontology annotation, biological process: GABA biosynthetic process. Gene Ontology annotation, cellular component: presynaptic active zone; cytoplasm. The transcript has 17 exons.
CACAGCUGAUCCAUUCUGGUGGAAUGCUAUCAUCCUGUAUGAUAUUUGGAUUUAUUACCACAUGGCAGGGCUUCUCUUUAUGAGUCGUCUCUACGCCUGACUUGUGAGAAGAGAAAGUAUGAGAGCGCCAUCUGAUAAAAGCUUUAUAAUCAUCUGCAGUGGCUGAAUGAACAUAAUGGCUGGUCUCUGCCCAUCCAGCCGACCGGUACACAGGCGUGAGCAUGACAGUGAGGACACUAAGUCAACGCCUGCCGGGCCGGAUUCACUUUGAUGUCUCUGUGUUAUUGUCCAUGUCAAGGUUAUAAAAAGGGUGGGGGUCAAAAAUUAUGAUGCAUGCAGUGUUGUCAAAUCAUGAAGGUGAAUACUACAGUGUGGAUGGAUGGAUCAUGGAUGGUGCACGUGGCUCCCUCCAUCCCUUGGUGCUUUUAUAAGACUGUCUUUAUCCUGGGUGAGAUAACCCAGUUAAAUAGAUAGCAUGAAACACGGAGCCUCCACAGGUCCAGUUGAACUGAACCAGUCACAGACACGAAGAGAUGUAUUAGAUAUUCUGAAUGUGGAUAUCUGCUGUUACUAAAGCCCAUAAACAAACUGGGGUUUUCAUCCCAAGGUCAAUUUCUGUUUCACAUUCAAGUCUCCAUCCUCCAUCCUGUGACACCCACCCACACCUGGAGACACAUACACACACACACACACUCAGAGAGAGAGGGGUGGGUACACGUCACUGGUGUUUUUCCUUUUGCUUUUUAGGCUUCUUAAAGUGGAUUGUGGCUGUCAGUAGCGCUCAGGGAAGCUUCAUUAGUCGUCAGAGGGAGGCAAGGCUGUGACUCAUGCCUGCGUGAAGAGACCAAUGGGCAGCCGGAGCCUCAUAUAAAUAACGAAUAAAAAAGAUUCUUGAGGGAGAAAGGGUCACUUGCGCGCCGCUGGAUGGGAUUUUAUUAGUGCUCCUCGUUGGUAUUCCGCCGUCGCCGCCACUGGACUGCUUCUUGUCGCGCCUUUGGGUGGCAAUUGUAACAUCUAGUUAUAGUUUCUCUGGACUCGACAACCUGUGCGCCCGUGAGCCGUUGAAUUAUUUCCCAGCUGGAGAUCAGAUAAUAGAGGACUGAUGGCCACGUCUGAACCGAGAGCCAGCGGCGGGGACCAGGACCCCAACUCCGCCAAUUUAAGACCUCCGUCCACAACCAACGAAUACGCGUGGAUGCACGGAUGCACGCGGAAACUGGGGAUGAAGAUUUGUGGGUUCCUGCAGAAGAACAACAGUCUGGAGGAGAAGGGGAGGCUCGCGGGCCAGAAGAACUUGCUCUCGUGCGACAACAGUGACAGGGACGCGCGCUUCCGUCACACCGAGACCGACUUCUCCAACCUGUUCGCCAGAGACCUGCUGCCCGCCAAAAAUGGAGAAGAGCCUACCAUACAGUUUUUGUUGGAGGUGGUCGACAUCCUCACUAACUACGUCAAGAAGACCUUCGACCGCUCCACCAAGGUGCUGGACUUCCAUCACCCUCACCAGCUGCUGGAGGGCAUGGAGGGCUUCAACCUGGAGCUGUCCGAGCAGCCCGAGUCCCUGGAGCAGAUCCUGGUGGACUGCAGGGACACGCUCAAAUAUGGCGUCCGGACAGGUCACCCGCGCUUUUUUAACCAGCUGUCUUCUGGUCUUGACAUCAUUGGUCUGGCUGGAGAGUGGCUCACCUCCACCGCUAACACCAACAUGUUCACCUACGAGAUCGCUCCGGUGUUCGUGUUGAUGGAGCAGCUGACUUUGAAGAAAAUGAGAGAGAUGAUUGGUUGGCCAGACGGAGAGGGAGAUGGACUCUUUUCACCAGGGGGCGCUAUCUCCAACAUGUACAGUGUCAUGAUCGCACGUUACAAGUAUUUCCCAGAGGUCAAGACCAAGGGCAUGUCUGCUGCUCCCCGCCUUGUCCUCUUCACAUCUGAACAUAGCCACUACUCCAUAAAGAAGGCAGGAGCUGCUCUGGGCUUUGGCACUGAGAAUGUGAUCCUGCUGAGCACAGAUGAGAGGGGGAGAGUCAUUCCUGCAGAUCUGGAGGCCAAGAUCAUUGAUGCUAAACAGAAGGGGUACGUGCCGUUGUUUGUGAACGCCACCGCUGGUUCAACUGUGUACGGUGCAUUUGACCCCAUCAAUGAGAUCGCUGACAUCUGUGAGAAGUACAACUUGUGGCUCCAUGUUGAUGGAGCGUGGGGUGGUGGACUGCUGAUGUCCAGGAAGCAUCGCCAUAAGCUGAGUGGAGUCGAGAGGGCCAACUCUGUCACGUGGAACCCGCACAAGAUGAUGGGCGUGCCUCUACAGUGCUCUGCCAUCCUGGUCAGAGAGAAGGGAAUCAUGGCGGGCUGUAACUCCAUGUGCGCUGGCUACCUGUUCCAACCAGACAAACAGUAUGACGUCACGUACGACACAGGGGACAAAGCCAUCCAGUGCGGUCGACAUGUCGACAUCUUCAAGUUCUGGCUCAUGUGGAAGGCCAAGGGCACCAUCGGGUUUGAGCAGCACAUUGACAAGUGUUUGGACCUGUCUCAGUACCUGUACAACAAGAUCAAGAACAGAGAGGGAUAUGAGAUGGUGUUUGAUGGAGUGCCCCAGCACACCAACGUUUGUUUCUGGUACAUACCACCCAGCCUGAGAGGCAUGCCAGACGGCGAUGAGCGGCGAGAAAAACUCCACAGGGUGGCGCCAAAGAUCAAGGCCAUGAUGAUGGAGUCCGGGACCACCAUGGUGGGCUACCAGCCUCAGGGCAAUAAAGUCAACUUCUUCCGCAUGGUCGUCUCCAACCCCGCGGCCACCCAGUCUGACAUCGACUUCCUCAUUGAUGAGAUUGAGAGGAUGGGUCACGACCUGUAGGCCUCGGCCAUCACCGCUGCCUGGAGGUCUUUUAUCUGUUGUAUUUCCAGUGAGGUGAAACAUUCACAGUGCUGCAGACGGAGUAAUGAUAGGACGUGUUUCAGGUUCUUUCUAUCUGGUCUAUCUCUGCCUGAAGCAUUUUGGUUGUUUCUCCAGCUGAAGAGAAACUAGCAAUGAGAGAGACUUUGAGUUUCUUACUAACUCUGUCCCACAUAGUUCCUCCUAUAGACAAAAUAUAUAAACCAGUAUCUGAAAGCUCCAGGUACAACAAACAUGCUCUACUGUGUGUGUGCGCUGUGGAUUCUUGUUAUGUGUGUUUGCGUGUGUGUGUGUAAUCUAGUUUC